Molecule: messenger RNA, 2529 nt
Organism: Symbiodinium sp. CCMP2592
Lineage: Eukaryota; Dinophyceae; Suessiales; Symbiodiniaceae
Source: the annotation of a GenBank genome assembly
AUGCGUCUGGUCGCAGAGCGACAGUGGAGCUGUGCGCUCCUCACUGAUUUACGUUUUCCGGAAGAUGGUUUUCGUGAGGUUAUGGUGGGCGGUUGGAAGCCAGGCUUUCUCUUGGUCCCGGUGUACGCCCCGUUGGUGUCGAAAACAACGUUGGAGGAAAGGGAGGCUUUUAGGGAACAGUUGAGUUUGAUCCUUGACCACUCGUCCAGUCGGCGUCGGCUCGUGGUUGGUGGGGAUUUCAAUGGUGAAGUGGGGCCUACCAAGGACUCGUCUUGGCGUCACGUUUUGGGACCGUAUGGGGACGAUAGGCGCACGCGUGGCGGGGAGGAGUUGCUGCAGUUUUGUGAACAGGAACACCUUGUGGUAGCAGGCUCCUUCACACCCCAACGCCAAAAAGCUACCUGGUACCACUGUCGGUUUGGCACCGCCCACACACUUGAUCACUUUCUGGUCCGUGGCGUUGACAAAAAAUGGGUCAAGUCGGUCUUUACUGUGAAUUUUGCCGCCAAUCAGCGUUGCAGCAAGACAUCGAGGCAAGGUCGUCCGCCCAAGUUCUCGUCUGCCCCCUGGCUUGAGCAUACGGACCAUGAUCCGGUGGAGCUUGUUAUUCGGGUUGGGAAAGAUUGGGCUGGGGAAGCACAGCGUAGGAGAGAGCGGGCCCCUCGACCGGAUGUUUUGCGUUUCCUGGGCUGUUCGGAGGAAGCUGCGGCUCUGCGGCGUGAGUAUGCGAAUGUUGUUUCCGAGGAGUUGGAAAGGGUUUCAGGUCAGUUUUUGGAUUGGGACUUGGUGGCCGAGGUCAUGAGGAAGUCUGCGUUCCAGGUCGUCGGUCCCACCCCCCCACGGCACAGAAAACCUUGGUUGCAGGGUAAAGAAGCGGAGCUGCUAGAGCUGGAAACUGCGGUGCAUGCCAAUCGAGCGGGGGAGGAGGGGGAUGACUAUGCCUUUUGGCAGGUGUGUCGUCAGUUGGGCUUCAGGGAGUCAUGUCGCGCAUAUGGUGGUUCGUUGCGCACUUGCGGUGAUGCUGUCAGGGAAAGGGAGGCCUGGAAGGAUUUUCUGCACAAUAUCCAGUCGGGUGAGGGCGAAGUUUCUGAAGCGGUCUGGGAUUACAUUCCACCCGCCACGGCAGAAAUUUCCGUUUUAGGGGAGGAGCCUACUAGGCAAGAGUUUCGUGACGUGCUGCGUAAAAUGAAGGUGGGCAAACGCGGUGGGGCAGAUGACAUCACGGUGGAGAUGAUUAAGUUUGCGAACUCUGAUCUUCAAGACACGGUUUUUCUGGUGGUCCUUGAUAUGUGGAAUGAUGCUAGGCUCUCGGAUGACGGACACGAGGCUGACAAGUGGUGUCAGUCCUCCAAGGAGGCUUUUGGGGCCUGGGAGGCCGGGCAGGAGGAGGCUUUUGGGGCCUGGGAGGCCGGGCAGGAGGAGGGUCGUCGGGCCCGUGCCGCGGAGUCGUCUGGAGGGACACCUGGCAUUACCUGUACCUGGUCUUACAAGGUUGAUGGGAAACUGGUCAGAUCAGGCCGCGCACGUCAUUCCUCUCGGGGUAUCAGGUCCAAUGUCGUUGGGGACGUGGAGUUUGCCGAUGAUACUGCCUUGUUGGGAUGGGUGGAGGAGCUCCGAGUGGCGGAACGGCUGUUUGUGCAAACAUUACGGGAUUGGGAGCAGGAGGAACAUCGGGGCAAACGGGAGAAGCUCAUGCUGGUUCCUGGUGGGAGAUUAAUUUGGGAGGUUUUGAAUGAGUUUGAAGCUAAGACCCUCAAACACUUGGGCGCCACUCACUGUGACAAUGCUGACCAGUGGGCGGAAACCAAAAAACGUGUACAGGCUGGUUUCUAUGCAGUCAAGCGGGUGGCUAAGUAUUGGUCUCUGGGUACAAGUCACGGCAGGGGAGCUGGCAUGGGUCUUCAUACUACCAAAAGGCUACGGGUUAUGCGUGCGGUCGUUGAGGGUACGUUGAUGGCUUGUGGCAAAUCUAGGGUGUGGAGUUUGGCACAGGAGCGGAAAGCUAAUCAAGUCAUGGCUCGGGGCAUUCGUCGUUGUUUGGGUGUGGACAGGUAUAACAUGCGUGAGUAUGGUUACUCGGACGAGGCCUUGCGACAGAUGGUGCAGUGGAAUUCCUUCACUACUCUAAUGCACAGAAGUAUUCUCCUUUGGUUGGGGCAUGUCACCAGGAUGAAUUGUGAUCGUCUUCCCAAGAUGGCAGUUUUUGGGUGGCUGGAGGGUUUGGAAGAGCAUCGCUCGGCUCGAUACACCUUCCCGAGUUGGGUACAAUGGCUGUUGUCCAAAUACAACAUCUCGGUUAUGGACUGGUUCAGAUUAGCACAGAAACCGACCAAGAAUUGGAUUAGGUUGAUCAACCAGGCUCUGCCCCGCACUCGUCUGUCUAGCAAACAGUGUGUAAUCCUCGAUAGAUGGAAGGUCGGUGACCCCGUUCUACAAUGGUCAAACCUGGCGCCCCCCCAGGAGUUUCCCCCCCCAAGCCCCGGUGGAGCUACAGUGUCCAGCUUGCUCCUUCGUCGCCAAAAAUGCUAG